This is a messenger RNA of Scheffersomyces stipitis CBS 6054, 840 nucleotides long. RefSeq names its product SNAP receptor (gene PEP12). The record is from RefSeq and is a predicted model, not a curated record. Gene Ontology annotation, molecular function: SNAP receptor activity; SNARE binding. Gene Ontology annotation, cellular component: membrane; SNARE complex; endomembrane system. Gene Ontology annotation, biological process: Golgi to vacuole transport; intracellular protein transport; vesicle fusion. The transcript has a single exon. NCBI's taxonomy places the organism in Eukaryota, Fungi, Ascomycota, Pichiomycetes, Serinales, Debaryomycetaceae. The coding region runs from base 1 to 840 and encodes 279 amino acids.
AUGUCAUUCAACAACGCCUUCGAAGCAGAUAUCGAGCGAACCGCUUCGAAUCGAUCCCACCAGUACAAAGAUUACCCGGAGUUCGAGUCUCUUUCCACAGCCAUAGACAACAGAUUGCAUCAGAUAAAUGGUACGCAGUUGCCUUCUAUCAAAAAGCUAAUUGGCGACUAUGAGACCAAUGCAGCAGACACUGUAGGAGAAAGUGUUGGUAAAAAUUUGAACCAAGUAACUGAGAAUUUCAAAAAGUUGAAUGAAUCUAUAAAACAGCUUAACUCUAUUAUUCAGCAGAUUGCAUCCAAUCACGAAGACAUAGAAGUGCUAAAUUAUCUCAAACAGAAGGAAAGCAUCCAAAUAAAGUUGGUCAGAGACAGUUUGAACACUUUCAAAAACUACCAGAAGCGAUUUGAGGCCGCUCAAUAUAAACAUUUGCCUGAAGGGAGCAGCACAAAGCAAGAAAUGUUAAGAGAAGUUGAAGAACAGUCACAACUACAAGGGCAGCAACAAGUACAAAUUACUUAUGAACCCGUUAAUGCUGAAGAAUUGGAACAGCAGACGAUUUUGGUGGAAGAAAGAGAACGCGAGAUACACAGAAUCCAACAAGAUACCGUAGAAAUCAACGAGAUUUUCCAAAAUUUGUCUUCUAUAGUAAAUGAGCAACAGUUCCAGAUUGAUAAUAUUGAAAGUAACUUGUUUAAUUACAGCCAAGAUGUUCGUGGAGCUUCUAAUGAGCUUAGAACAGCAGAAAGAUACCAGAGACGUUCUGGAGGCAGGAUGUUGUGUUGUUUGAUGGUGUUGAUCGCUGUAGCUGGUUUUAUAUUGGUAGUUGGAGUUUUGUUUUAG